GACGCGAAGGAUGAGGCGCACAUCGUGUCGUGGACGACGCUGCAACGGAUCCAAAUUGUGAUGCGAGAGAAGUACAUGCUGAAACUAGCAACGGGUAAGGAUCCCACAGAGAAGCAGUUGGAGACGCACUUCGAGAAGAAAGUUCACCUGGCUGCCAAGAGCGAGAAGCUGUCCUCUUCGUUUAUCGACAUUGCGAAUACUGUCCAAGAAAGAGCCCUUCGCCACAAGGGCAUCGCGGAGACCAUCAACACUCUGGACCGCCACUACAAGCACGCUGGACCGACAUUUGGGAUUGGGAAGUUCCAGAUCGUGAUCAACAGGUGCAAGACUGCCCUCAACGUCGAGUGGUGCUACAACUACUUGUUGGACGCACUAUCGAUGGAGUUCAUUGAGCUUUCCGAUUGCAGCAUCUCCAAAAUGAACACGUGGAUCUGCGACCUCGCCCUGAUUAAGUUGAGCAGCGGGGAUUACUUCCUCAAUCAGUGGGCCCACAGCAACGCGUUCACGGCUGAAGAGAUCGGUUGGUGCAGGAACGCGUUCGCCAGCCACGAGUCGGCGCGGGCGACCUUGACGAACUACCCAGGUGCAUCGUCGGUCGACAUUUCUAGCCUUUACGUGAGCGGCGCAGGCACGAAGCGGCGCAAUGCCUUUCGGUUGGCCGUCGCUUUCUGGGAGAAGAUUGUGUUCGGGAACGACUUCGACACCGCCUUGAAAACGGCGGCGAAGAACGCCAAGGGGCCCGAGGAAUAUCUUGCUGAAUACACGGCGUUCGAGGAAGACCUGACGGAGCUAAAGGAGGAGUUGAAGAAGGAGCAGCAGCAGGCGAUCGCCAUGGACCCCGAUGGAGCGGCAGCAACGCCGAUGCAUGGCGAGGCGGCCGCCAGCCGCACCGGCGACCACCAGGUGGAGGAGAGUGGCCCGACAACGCAGGUCUACGCCAUCAACGAGUUCAUCACCAAGAAGAUCCCGACGGAU
Prorocentrum cordatum is the source of this 975-nucleotide messenger RNA. The record is from the annotation of a GenBank genome assembly. NCBI's taxonomy places the organism in Eukaryota, Dinophyceae, Prorocentrales, Prorocentraceae.